UUUUGCUUUUCUACAAAGAGAAAAGUCAUUACGGCUAACUGACUAGUGAAUAAAGGCAAUUAAACACCAUGUCUGCAGGCCACAUACCCGUCGUCGUCGGUGUCGAUGUGGGUGGUACCAACACAGACGCCGUCGUCCUAUCGCUGGAAAAAAACAUGCCACAAGUGUUAUCUGCUGUCAAAGAGUUGACGACCAGUGACGUCACAACGGGCGUCAAGAGAGCCGUCCAUUCAGCUCUAGUCAAGGCACACGACAAAGGUCACGAGAUUGCUGUUGUCCAGAUGAAUAUCGGAACAACACACUUCGUCAAUGCCGCAGUCCAGGGCAAGGAUCUGGCCAAGAUCGCAGUGAUACGCCUGUGUGGGACAGUGUCUCAUGCACUGCCUCCGUUUAGUGAUUUUCCUCGUCAUCUCAAGGACGUCAUCUGUGGUUCUGUACAUCUUGUUGAUGGAGGAUAUAGGUUUGAUGGAAGAGAGAUUGAUCCUGUUUCUAAUGAUCAGAUCUACAAAGUUGUUAAGGAAAUAAAAGAUGCUGGCAUAUCUGGGAUCGUUCUCAGUGGGGUGUUCUCUCCUGUGCGAAAUGAGCAGGAAAUAUUUGUGGCUGAUCUUAUUCGCAAUAUGUUUCCUGAAGACCCUGACUGGGAUCCAAGCAUCACUCUUUCUCAUGAGAUUGGCUCCCUUGGAUUACUGGAAAGAGAAAAUGCUGCUAUCCUUAAUGAAUGUCUGAAGCCUUUGUGCAAGAAGACUAUUCUUGGCUUCCAUGAUGCUCUAACUGCUGCUGGAUUAACCUGUCCAAUCUUCCUGACACAAAAUGACGGAACUCUGAUCAACUCAGAAAAUGUAAUUCAUCACCCAGUUCAUACGUUUGCAUCAGGCCCUACCAACAGCAUGCGAGGAGCUGCUUACUUGUGCGAUGUCAAGGAUGCAAUUGUGAUUGACAUUGGUGGCACCACGACAGAUGUGGGAGUCUUAAAGAACAAAUUCCCUCGAGAAGCUGCAACUAAUGUCAAAAUUGGAAAUGUACGAACCAACUUCCGUAUGCCUGAUGUGCUGAGCAUUGGUCUUGGAGGUGGAUCGUAUAUAGUACACAAUAAAACCGAUGAUGGACAACUGCAGGGUGUGACAAUUGGUCCAUUAAGUGCAGGAUUCAGAUUAAUGGAAGAAGCAAAAGUAUUUGCCUCAACGUCCGAUGACUCGGGACGAAAAUUAACUACAACUGACAUAGCUGUUGCAGGUGGCUUAUGUCAACUUGGUAAUCCAGAAAAUGUAAAGAACAUUUCAAAAGAAACUGUUGAAGCAGCACUGAACAAAAUUAUUCAGAUGAUUGAGGAAUGCAUUGAUAAAGUCAAAUUCACUGACCAGAAUCUGCCAGUUAUACUUGUAGGAGGCGGGAGUAUUCUUCUUAACCCAAACAAGCCUAUUAAAGGUGCAUCAAAAGUGAUUCGACCAGAACAUUUUGGAGUGGCUAACGCUAUUGGAGCAGGACUGUGUCAGGUUUCUGGAACUGUGGAGUCGGUCGUUAGUAUGAUGGACAUGCUGGAUGUUGAACUGAUGAACCUGAAGGUCAAAGAAGCUGUUGACGCUGUAACAGACGACCCUGAUGGAAAAGAGCGAGAAAUAGCUGAACAGAAUGCCAGGAAGCCGUUUUUUGUGGCAGCUAGAGACAUGGCUCUAGCUGAUUACAUAGCUAAGGCAACAGAGAUAGCUAUCAAAGCAGGAGCUGAUCCAAAGUCCAUUGAAAUAAUUGACAAAGUAGAUAUGACAUUAUCCUAUCUACCUGGCCAAGCAACUAGAAUCAAGAUAAAGGUUGUUGGAAACAUGGUUAGUUUUACAACUACCAAUAAGGACCUUGAAGCAUGGAAACCAUCAGAACUUACAUCAGCUGGUGACACAAAGACAAAAACGUCAACUAUAUCAAUUGAGAAGCAAGAAUACACCUCCACAGGACAGAAGAUUUCUGGAAAGAAUAUAGAUGGCGAUGCUAUGAAACAUCCAUUGGAACCUUCGAUUGAUAAGAAAAGCGGCGAGUGGAUUUUAUCAGAGUGGGAUAUAGAAUGCAUUGUUGUCGGUGCAGGCAUUUUUGGUUGUGGUGGUGGAGGUAGCCCCCAUCUCGGUCGACUCAGAGCAUUAGAAGCAGUCCGAAAUGGCAAAAAGAUCAGAAUCGUGACUCCAGAAUUCCUACUGAAGAAUGCUGAUCCAGAUAAUGAUUUGGUAGUUGCAGUGGCAUUUAUGGGAGCUCCAUUAAUCAUGUACGAGCAACUUGUGUCUUCCGUGGAGACGACUGGAGCACUGAAAUGCAUGGAAGAUCUCUAUCAAAUAGGCCAAUACAAGGACAAUACCAUCCUAAACACACAAGGAGUGGAAAUUAAGACAAGGGCAGGUAUGACAUUCAUUGAUGAUUAUCAACAAAGAUUUAAAGAUGAAGGUAGUAGUAGGGCUAAAAGAAUAGGGCAAAAGACUAUCAAAGCAUUGAUGUCUGCUGAAAUAGGCGGAAUGAAUGCCUUAGAACCGUUCUUGGUAGGUGCCAACCUUGAUAUUCCAGUAAUAGAUGCAGACGGAAUGGGCAGAGCAUUUCCAGAGCUCCAGAUGUUUAUUCCUUACAUGUAUGGAGUGAAACCAUAUCCUGCUACAUUGGUUGAUCAUAAAAACCGUAGAGCUGUAAUGCUGGAAUCACCAUCAGCAAAGCAACUGGAGAAUUAUUUCAGAGAUACUGUCAUAGAAAUGGGUUGUUGUGCAGCGGUAACAUUCACACCAAUGACAAAGUCCGAUGUGAUGACUAAAUGCGCCCAACACUCCAUAAGCCGUGCAUGGCGUCUCGGCAACGCCAUUCUCAAAGCUCGACUUGAAAAGAAAUCACCAGUCGAUGCAAUUCUUGCCACCGAGACUGCGAUUCAUGUUCUGACGGGCAAGAUUUCUGAUGUGAGAAGAGAAACCACUGGAGGUUUCAACGUGGGAAGAGUCAUCAUUGAAGGUCUGGAAGAAUUUGCAGAACAGAAAAUCCUCAUAGAGUUCCAGAACGAGAAUCUCAUUAUUAUUCCUCUUGACAAAGACGGGAAGCACGGAAAGUCAAUGGCGUGUGUCCCUGACAUGAUAUGCAUCAUUGAUGCCGACACGGCUGAGCCGAUACCCACUGAAGAGGUCCGGUAUGGAACGAGAGUCUCGGUUGUGGUAAUUGCCUGUGCGCCGAUUCUUCGAACUCCGACUGCUUUAAAAUUUAUUGGACCUCAAGCCUUCAGAUAUGGGGAAGAAAUCCAGUUUGAGCCUUUUGGUGAUGCAAAGCCAUUUUGCCCUGUUGGUCCAAAAUAAUACUUAGGAACAGUUACACAAGCACUAGCCUUCUGACAUGAUAUAUUUUAAACAUGCUACCUUAAGGAACUGGAAAUAUGUAUGUGAUUAGAUUUUAUGUUUAAAAGUAUGUAUUUAUUGCCUAGGUCAUGAAUAAUAUAUAGUUAUCCUUGAUGAGGGCAAUCAUGCUUUGUUAGCUUACAACAAUUUUCACAAUACUAUGUUUAGUACUACUACUAUUUUUAUUUCUUAUUAUUACACGCUUUGGUGUACAUAUCAGUAAUAUCAUGCACAAAAUGGUAGGGAAGUUCCCAAUAUUUUAACUAAACAUUGCGUAUUUUAUGUACAUGUAUGUUAAUUAUUGUUUAUUAUUGUUCGGUUUCCAUUUUAAGUCGUUUGUUUCAGUAUUUAUCCUACAUUUCAAUGUUCUGUACAUUAUAUGUACAUAUUUUAUAGUUGUUUGUGAAGGGUUUUAUGUUUUUAAUACAAAUUGAGAGUCAGUAAAUGUGAAAAUACACUUGCAUAUAUAUUUUCUUAGUCUUCAACUGGUUUUGAGUGAUGUAUUAGAUAUUACUGUGAUGUUAUAUACAUGUAUAAACUAAAAUUACUUCUGUCAAUAUAUAAAAUGUAACUCAAUAAACUCUUUAAA
This is a messenger RNA of Gigantopelta aegis, 3933 nucleotides long. RefSeq lists its product as uncharacterized. The coding region runs from base 69 to 3305 and encodes 1078 amino acids. Gene Ontology annotation, biological process: glutathione metabolic process. The transcript has 2 exons. Gene Ontology annotation, cellular component: cytosol. The record is from RefSeq and is a predicted model, not a curated record. Gene Ontology annotation, molecular function: 5-oxoprolinase (ATP-hydrolyzing) activity. NCBI's taxonomy places the organism in Eukaryota, Metazoa, Mollusca, Gastropoda, Neomphalida, Peltospiridae.